Parasteatoda tepidariorum (common house spider) is the source of this 2090-nucleotide messenger RNA. RefSeq names its product sialin. Gene Ontology annotation, molecular function: transmembrane transporter activity. NCBI's taxonomy places the organism in Eukaryota, Metazoa, Arthropoda, Arachnida, Araneae, Theridiidae. Gene Ontology annotation, biological process: monoatomic anion transport; transmembrane transport. Gene Ontology annotation, cellular component: membrane. The record is from RefSeq and is a predicted model, not a curated record.
CAAUAACACAAGAUUUUAGCAAACAUAUUUUUACAUACCUUUCAUAAGUAUAAGUAAAAUUUCUCAAAUAAAUUUCCUUGAAUUCUUUUUGUAAAUCAUCCUAGCUUACUUCAAGUUUCAGGUGUUUCUAAUUCAUAAUGCAAAACGUAAAAGAAAUACAAAAUUCAAAAGGAUUUGAAUCAAAGAAAAUGAUAACAUUCUAUUUUCCAAGAAGAUAUGUCUUGAUCAUUCUCGGCUUCCUUGGAAUGGUCAGUGUGUAUACAAUGCGAGUGAAUCUCAGCGUUGCUUUAGUUGCUAUGGUCAACCAAACAACAACGUCUUCAAGUAAUGGAUCACUUCAUGAAUUUGUGGAAUGUCCAAAUCUUCUGAACGCUGGUACUCAGACUGAGAGCACACAGUUCAAAGGGACACGGUACAAUUGGGAUUCCAAAGUGCAAGGUACUAUCUUAGGCUCUUUCUUCUACGGUUAUAUUCUUACUCAGGUACCAGGUGGAGUGCUGGCAGAGAGAUUUGGUGGCAAGUGGCUGUUUGGAGUGGGUACAUUUAUUACAGCUGUUUUUUCGAUAUUAACUCCCCUUGCGGCCAGCUUGGGCACAACAGCUUUCAUCGUUGUAAGAGUGCUUGAAGGAAUUGGCGAGGGUGUAACAUUUCCAGCCAUGAAUUAUCUGAUCAGCACUUGGGCGCCCAUGACAGAACGCAGCAGAUUUUCUACAAUCAUAUUUACAGGCAAUCCAUUCGGGAAUGUGAUUGCCAUGCCUAUAUCUGGUCUUCUCAGCAGUGCAAGUUUUCUAGGAGGAUGGCCGGCUGUAUUCUACGUCUUUGGUGGCCUUGGAUGCAUAUGGUUUGUAUUUUGGUCUUUCUUAGUAUAUGAAACUCCAGAUAGACAUCCUACCAUUUCCAAGGAAGAGCUUUUCCUUAUUGAACAAAACAACGAUGAGAAAUUAAAACAGAAACCGGCCGUUCCUUGGAGAGAUAUUUUUACGUCUAUCCCUAUGUGGGCUCUCGUCAUAGCGCAUACGGGACAUAAUUUCGGAUAUUAUUUGUUGAUGACAGAGAUGCCAACAUAUCUUAACAAUAUUCUUCAUUUCGAUCUAAAAUCGAAUGGGUUUCUGUCCGCAAUUCCUUACAUUGCACAAGGAGCUGCAGCUUGGGUUGCAUCAUUCAUUGCAGAUCGACUUAGAGUGUCCGAAACUAUGUCCAUCACCUCUAUUCGAAAGCUAUUCCAAAUUAUCGGGGUAUUCGGGCCAGCUUGUUGCUUGCUGCUAAUCAACAUAUCCGGGUGUCGUCCACAACUGAUUGUUGCUCUUUUAACUCUGGGAAUGGGAUUUAAUGGUUGUAUAUACUCAGGAUUCAACGUAACUCACGUUGACAUGUGUCCAGAUUUUGCAGGAACUGCGUUUGCAAUCACAAAUGCAGUUGCCAAUCUUAUGGGGAUAAUUGGACCAUUGGUUGUAGGAUACUUUACAGCAACUGGCUCAACCAUACACAAUUGGAGUGAAGUCUUUUAUACUGCUGCAGCUGUUUACUUUGUAAGUGGUGCAAUAUUCGCCAUUUUUGGAUCUGCUGAGGUACAACAAUGGGGAACGGCUACAGUUGAAGUUAAAGAGGAAAAGAAUGAAAAGAAGUUGAGCAUAAUACCUGACGUCAUCUGUUCCCAUUGAUGGUUCUGACUUAACAGGGAAAAAAUGGAUCAGUGUCGAGUAUUGACAGCACUCUGCCAAGCUCAAGCGCUUGAAUGCAAAACUUUUCAAAAGCAAAGAAAGUAUAAUGCAGUUGUUCAACGAAAUAAAGUUAACUCUGCCUAGGGCGAAAUUGAUUGGUGUGAAAUCAAAAAUUCCGUCUUAGACAGUUUUCGUGACUUGCAAAAAAGAACAUUUUUUUUAAAUGCUAAGAUUAUUAUGAUUACAUCGCAUUAAUGAAAUUAACUAAUCUUAUUCAACUUAAAAAAAGAUGACUAAAAGUAGGGUUACACUCAUUUCAAAAUUAAAUGCUUAAUUACUACUAUGAAAUGUAAAAUACAUUUUCUUCUAGAGUUAUCCUUGGAUUUGCAAUGAAUAUUUUUUUAAACAAUAAAGACCUUAAACAAUAUA